Messenger RNA from Lingula anatina, 1793 nucleotides. RefSeq lists its product as uncharacterized. Gene Ontology annotation, cellular component: cytosol; cytoplasm. Gene Ontology annotation, biological process: negative regulation of MAPK cascade; peptidyl-tyrosine dephosphorylation. NCBI's taxonomy places the organism in Eukaryota, Metazoa, Brachiopoda, Lingulata, Lingulida, Lingulidae. Gene Ontology annotation, molecular function: MAP kinase tyrosine phosphatase activity; protein tyrosine/threonine phosphatase activity; MAP kinase tyrosine/serine/threonine phosphatase activity. The record is from RefSeq and is a predicted model, not a curated record.
AUGAAGCACGGCAGCCAUAACGACCCAAGCUGUCGUGACAAUAAUCGCUGUAAUAACUUAUCGAUAGGAAGCUUUGAGGAAAGUGAUAGGAGCAGCACGGUAACCCUCAGCAGCCAGGGAAGCUCUACAAACAUCUCACUGUCAAGCAUUUAUCAAGAAGCCUUUAAAUUUAGUAUUCCCAACGUUCCAGAGUUUCAACAGGAAGAGAUGAGCAAGGACGGACUCGUCUCACCCUCAGACUCGACGAAACAACGUGAGCAUGAUGCCAUCCGGUCUUUUCCGAAAUUGAAAAAAAGUAUUUCAGAAAUAGGUGAGUUUCGCGUAAGAAAAAAUUCCUGUCCAGCUAAACAAGAAGCAAAUCACGCAGCACAACAGACGCGAUCUGAAGAUUUGCGACAGUUGAGAAGAGCGGCAUCCAUUGAGCUGCGCUCAUGUAAGACUUCUCCGAUGCUGCCCCACAAAUCACCACCAGUUGCCUCCCCAAAAGCGUUUCCUAAGAAAAACAUAUUUGUUACGUCCCUAACCCGGAGUCGCCCAUCGUCUGUGUGCAGCGAAACAAACGAAGAAGAUUUUCCUCAAAGGAGCAACAGCCAAAGUAAGAGCGCCCCUUCACUUAGUUUGAGCCUAAAGCAACACACAAGCCCCCAUGCUAAACCCAAAAAGAGUAAAAGUUUAUCCGAGGAACCCCCCAGCAGGCGGCCAGCAUGGGUGUCAGGAAUUUCUAAAUGUUUGACCGACGCUUCUCAAAAGUUCUAUCGCAACGAGCACAUCUCUCAACUGUCCGAUUUUCUGUUCAUUGGAGACAUACGUGGAGGGUAUAACGAGUGGAUAAUGUGCAGACUAGGCAUUGCCAGUAUAGUGGACUUGAGCAAUCCAAACAAAAAAGAUCUGAUGACAUUUAAACAGAUGUAUUACCCGUGCGUUUGCCCCCCAAACGUGUCGCACGCUCGAGCCCGCUUGAACAUCGCCAUUAAUGAUACACACAAUGAGAAGAUAGACUGCUACUUUCGAGACAUAAAUAUCUUCAUAGAAGGGGCUAGGACAAGAAAUAAAAAGGUGCUUAUUUGCAGUUACUAUGGUAAAUCAAGAUCCGCAACUGUUGCCAUACAGUAUCUUAUGUCGUUUAACGGAAUGACACUGGAGCAGUCGUACGGCCAUGUGAAAUAUCAUCGCCCAGAAACAGACAUCAAUGGAGGAUUCUGGUUGACAUUGGCUGCGUUGGACAGGGAGCUGCAGCAAGCCAGGUUACAAUCACCGAAACACUCCAAGGAACUGGAGGUCUCUGACGUCACAUUCCGUAUGAGCGACUGUUGACUAAGUUCAAUAAUAAUAAGUUUAUUAUAAUAAUAGCGAUCAAAAGGUUGAACUUAUUCAAAUGCACUACUGAGGACAAAACUAAAAAAAAUGUAUAUAAGAUAAGUUCCAUUAAGCACAAGCUUCUAAGAGCUGGUAAAAUAAAAAUGUUGCGAAAAAAAUUGUUUCAAACUUGCUGAGCACAAUGUAACUAGAUCCAGUGUUUUUUUUUCUUUAAGAAUUUUGGUGAUUUGGUGAUUGAAAAUUCUGUUUAUCAUUUGCGUUGCGUAUCAGAGAGACAUUCUUAACAUCCAGCCAGUAAGACUGUGUUAAUUGAACAAUAUGUAUGUGUUGGAUAUGGUAGUAUAUUGAGCACGAUGAUUUGCUCCCUAAGAGUCCCUGAGGGUAUAUUUUUUCCUGAUUGUAACGGAUCCACCAAACAAAAUUUGACUGUAUUUUUGCCACUUCUGGUAGGUUUACUGGACUAUCACUAUACUGUA